AUGCCCGCAAUCACAAUGGAAGACGAUCUGGGCAUCGUCUAUCUCGUGGAUAACGCUCAGCAAUUCUGGUCCGAACUGGAGGAUAUACUGGUGAUUCCAAAAGAAGCUAUACCGACUUUGGAGCAACUGGAUCUGACACUAAAGAGGUCAUUAUCAUUGUGCGCGGCGUACCAUGAACAAUACUUGCAAAGCCCUUUCCAACUGGAACACGCAUGUAACAUGCUCCUCGAUACUGAGCUAUUCGUGUUCCACUCUGAACGCAUGUGCGAUAUUGUCACCUCUGAAGCACAAUCCAACACCAAUCCCCACUUCCAAUUUAUCUGUUUCCACGUUCUACUCAGCUUCGGCCGACGACGCUCAGAUUUUUUCCGGUCACAUAAACGCUGGCAACCACUUCUUCCGGUUCUUAUGGACCAUAUCUUAGUGGAAAUCGACUCGGAUGUGGAGGAUACAUAUUUUGGCCUCUCUGCGGGAGUUGGAUCAGGGUCUGGAUACGGUGGCGCGAAUGUUCCUGUACCCAUUGAAGCCAAACUACGGAGCUUAGGCGUUCGAUUACUCUACGAAAUGUGUAGAGUGCAGAAACUGUCUAUCCAGGAUCUCCGGAUCUUUGAUGACUCCUUCCUCGACUAUCUGUUCGAUUUGGUGGAACAGACAAGGCACAUGCAGGAUGACACGUUCAAUUAUUCUGUCAUCAAACUAAUUGUGGCACUCAACGAACAGUUCAUGGUGGCAUCUCUUGGGGAUGAACCCGGGACGAAUGGGAAUGGCGCAAAUCGACAUUACCAAUCGUCCCCGGAGAAUAAGAAUCGAGUAAUGAGGGUGCUGAUGAGGCGGCUAGGCUCAAGUCAAGCUUUUGGAGAAAACAUGAUCUUCAUGUUAAAUCGCGCUCAACGCACGCCAGAAGAUCUUUGCAUGCAACUUCUUGUGUUGAAACUGCUUUAUCUCAUUUUCACUACCAAAGGCACCGAAGAGUAUUUUUAUACCAACGAUCUCUGUGUACUGGUCGACGUUUUCUUACGCGAACUAGCCGAUCUGGAUGAUGAUAGUGAUUCGCUCCGACAUACCUACCUUCGCGUCCUUCACCCCCUCCUCACGAAAACUCAACUUCGCGCAAUACCUUACAAACGUCCACAAAUCCUCUACAUGCUCGAAUCACUUAUACGCACCUCUAACGUACGCGACGUGAAUCCGAUCACAAUGAGGCUGGUGCAAAGAUGCCUUGGGGGUGAAUGGUGUGUAGGAUUGGUGAGGCAGAAACAGGUUAAGGCGGCAAAGGGUGUCAAUGAAGACGACGAUAAAGACAGUGAACUUAGCUGGAAUGUCGCUGAUACGACU
This is a messenger RNA of Lentinula edodes (shiitake mushroom), 1335 nucleotides long. RefSeq lists its product as uncharacterized. The record is from RefSeq and is a predicted model, not a curated record. Gene Ontology annotation, cellular component: actin cortical patch. Gene Ontology annotation, molecular function: Arp2/3 complex binding. Lineage: Eukaryota; Fungi; Basidiomycota; Agaricomycetes; Agaricales; Omphalotaceae. The annotation marks the transcript as partial. The transcript is spliced from 5 exons. Gene Ontology annotation, biological process: actin cortical patch assembly; endocytosis; actin cortical patch localization.